Messenger RNA from Schistocerca cancellata (South American locust), 906 nucleotides. RefSeq lists its product as uncharacterized. Bases 599 to 904 code for a protein of 101 amino acids. Lineage: Eukaryota; Metazoa; Arthropoda; Insecta; Orthoptera; Acrididae. The transcript has 3 exons. The record is from RefSeq and is a predicted model, not a curated record.
AACAUGGUAGGCGAGUCCCGUUCUUUCAAAUGCCGAAAGCGUACAAUUGAAAAGUUUUGAUUGGAUUCACAUGAUGCCGGGCCACAAUUAUUUGUGGAAUUUAAUUGAAACUCGAUCUUUGUAAAUGAUCUUGUUCUUUCGGUGUUCUUUUUUGUUGCCGUUUCUUUUGCGGGGCGUACAGAGCGAGGAAAGCACCAGUGUUCGAUACAAAACUUGUUGUCUUCCGAGCAACUAGGUUUAAAUGUUUUGUGGCCCGACUACAUGCGUAUUACUGGCAGUCGCAAGUACGCAGCUGCUGAGCCUAACGUUCCGUGAACAUAAUGCUGUAGGAAGGAAGGGAAAUGGAAAACAAAAUUGGAUGUCUUUCAUUUGUCUGCCAAAAAGCACGAUGAAUGAACCAGGCACCACAUUUUACGUGUUAACCGCAUGUGCAUUCAUGUAAGAGUCCCUUGAAUGUGGUGUGAAUGAAGUUUGAUACGAAUGAUCCCAUAGCCGAAGACCAUUGCAGAGAGCAGGAGUUAGUUGCAGAUGAUCGUGAAACACAGUUGAAUAUUUCCCGUUGUUUGUUACAAUUGCAUGUAAAACAAACAUAGAAAACAUGUCUGCUGUGGUGUCUUCACAUGAUGCUACUGUAGCCCAGAUCUUUGGUGAUGACUGUGAAGACAUAGAAUUACUUGUCAGCUCAGGAAAGAGCAAGAAUAGCACACCUGAAGAAAAACAUCAGAGAAGUAAAGCAAAUGUGGUUAACGGUGCUGUCUCACCAUCAUUACCAGAACAGUUGGCUACUGAAGAGAACAUCUUUAAACUACAUGGGAUUGAUCUUCAAUUUCCUAUAGAAUGUGAUUUCUGUUUAGAGAAGUUUAUAGAAAUGGACUCCUUUGAAAGCCAUAUGGUUACAACAUAAGU